Thamnophis elegans (Western terrestrial garter snake) is the source of this 2095-nucleotide messenger RNA. RefSeq names its product zinc finger and BTB domain containing 43 (gene ZBTB43). Gene Ontology annotation, biological process: regulation of transcription by RNA polymerase II. The transcript is spliced from 2 exons. NCBI's taxonomy places the organism in Eukaryota, Metazoa, Chordata, Lepidosauria, Squamata, Natricidae. The record is from RefSeq and is a predicted model, not a curated record. Bases 137 to 1528 code for a protein of 463 amino acids. Gene Ontology annotation, molecular function: protein binding; RNA polymerase II cis-regulatory region sequence-specific DNA binding; DNA-binding transcription factor activity, RNA polymerase II-specific.
GGGGGCUUCCGGGUCUGGCUCCCCGAGUGCUGGGCAAGGAGGCUGGCGGAGGAGGGGGCGAAGGACGCGCGGCGGGGUCGCCUGGGCAGGCCGCCCGCCAUGUGAGGCUGUUUCUCCGGGGCAGUUCGCUGAUGAAAUGGAGCCGGGGGCGACUUCUUUCCGCGUCGAAUUCCCUGAUUUCUGCAACACCGUCCUGCAGAAGCUCAACCAGCAGCGCCAGCAAGGCCAGCUCUGCGAUGUCUCCAUUGUGGUCCAGGGUCAUCUCUUCCGAGCCCACAAAGCCGUCCUGGCUGCCAGCUCCCCUUACUUUUGCGAUCAGGUGCUCCUGAAGAAUAGCCGGCGGAUUGUCCUUCCCGAUGUCAUGAACCCCAGGGUCUUUGAGAACAUCCUCCUCUCGACUUACACGGGCCGCCUCGUCAUGCCCGCUCCGGAAAUCGUUAGCUACUUGACGGCGGCUAGUUUCCUCCAGAUGUGGCACGUGGUGGACAAAUGCACGGAGGUGUUGGAAGGAAACCCUUCGGUCCUUUGCCAGAAGCUGAACCGGAGCAGCGACCACCAGUCUCCCAGCAGUAGUAACUACAACGGCCUGGCGGAAAGCUUUGAGCUGGGUGCAGCAGGCCACUCGGAUUUCCACAAAGCGCAGGAACUGCGGGACGGGGAAAAUGAAGAGGAGAGCUCCAAGGAUGAGCUGUUGUCCCAACUGACCGAGCACGAAUACCUGCCUAGCAAUUCCUCGACGGAACACGACCGCUUGAGCACCGGGAUGACUAGCCAGGACGGAGAAGAAGGGGUCAGCGACAGUACUGAUUACCAGUACGCCCGGCCUCAUUACAGCAAGCCCAGCAUUAUGUCUCACAAACGGUGGAUCCACGUCAAAACGGAGAGGUUCGUCCAAGAUUGCGAAGGAGUGGAGAUGCACGGCGCCUACGAUGAGCACCAGGUCUCCGAGUCGGUGAACGCCGUGCAGCGAGACCACCCUGUCGAGACCAGCAUUGUGGAAGAUCUCCGGGUCAACGACAGGAAGGUGGAAAUGGAGUUUGGAAACCCGGCCAACGAAGGCAGCUACGACGAGCAAGUGGACUUCUACGGCUCUUCCAUGGAAGAGUUCUCCGGGGAAAAGAACGACGGGACGCUAAGCCUCCAGAGACCAGAGGCUUCGGGUUACGGGGAAAGCUUAGAUCUUCCCUCAGGGAUCAAGGAAGAAAACGCCCUCGCUGGCUUUUCGACCACCGACAAACUUUACCCUUGCCAGUGCGGCAAGAGCUUUACCCACAAGAGCCAGCGGGACCGUCACAUGGGCAUGCACCUCGGACUCCGGCCGUACGGCUGCGGCGUGUGCGGGAAGAAAUUCAAAAUGAAGCACCACUUGGUGGGCCACAUGAAAAUCCACACCGGCAUCAAGCCGUACGAGUGCAACAUUUGCGGGAAAAGGUUCAUGUGGAGGGACAGCUUCCACCGGCAUGUCACCUCCUGCACCAAAUCUUACCAGGCCUGCAAAAUGGAACAGAAUGCUGCUAAAAUGAACUAGAAGCGGACGGAUGGACGGGGUGGGACGGACGGUUUAAUCGGAUGAGCGAUUGUGUCGUGCUGCCUUGAUCCGAACACGGCUUAUUUGGACCAAGCGGGACGGCCGGUGUCUCCCACGGCUUCGUUCCCGAGGCCUUGCUGCUUUUUGAGGUGGCGGGGUUCCAAAUAAACUCUGGGGCGAGCCCAGUCCCCUCUCUUAAGGUGCCCCUCCCCUGAGGCUGCAAAACAGACCAGCAAGUUGGCAUAACGGUACUUUCUAACCUAUUUAACAAUUACCGCUAUUUUAUCCGUGCUUUGGGUUCUCUCCAAAAGGAAGGUCCAGAGUGCUUUUUGCUUUGAACUCCUCUCAAGGGAAUGUCGCUCAACAUUUUAAGGGUUCAGCGGGAACGUAGGUGAGAUGGGGCUCCCGGCGAGGUGGCGGUUUCCGUUGGUGGCGCUCCCCGGUUAGCGGCCCUUGAAUUUAAGCUGGUAAUGUAGAGGUUUGGGGCACUUGCUUGCUGAGAACCAAAGGGUGAGUGAGUGGCUUCAUUUUUCUCCCAACGCACAUUGCUAGAUAAUUUUCAACUGC